Quercus robur (English oak) is the source of this 1220-nucleotide messenger RNA. RefSeq names its product LEAF RUST 10 DISEASE-RESISTANCE LOCUS RECEPTOR-LIKE PROTEIN KINASE-like 2.5. Bases 46 to 867 code for a protein of 273 amino acids. The transcript has a single exon. Lineage: Eukaryota; Viridiplantae; Streptophyta; Magnoliopsida; Fagales; Fagaceae. Gene Ontology annotation, molecular function: polysaccharide binding. The record is from RefSeq and is a predicted model, not a curated record.
UUACCUCAAUCACCCUUUACUAAUUUUCUUCAUAAUCUUCUAGACAUGGAUGCCCAUCAUCUAGCUCUCUCUUCCCUCAUUACCCUAUACUUCUUCUUAUACAUACAAACACCAUCGUACUGCACCGACUAUGAACGCUUUGCUAAUUGCAGUCGUCCCUUUGAGUGUGGAAGCAUCCAAAACGUUUCUUACCCUUUCUGGGGAGGUGAUCGACCUGAAUAUUGCGGUCGUGAAGGGUUCAAACUCGAGUGCCAGGAAAAUGAAAUCCCGAUUAUCAGGUUUGAAGCACUAGAUUUCCGCGUACUAAAAAUCAGCGAAUCUCUUCCAAUCAUGACCAUUGCAAGAUCGGACCUCUGGGAUGGUUCUUGUCCUCAAAACAAUUUCAAUACCACUUUGAAUUUUACCAACUUCGACUACUCUUACGCUUCGGCCUUUCAAAACAUAACUUUGUUCUACGACUGCCCUCCUCAAGUCAAAAUACCGGUUCCAAAUUGGUUUACUUGCAAAUCAGGAGAUGCUGAUACGGGUAAUAAUGCUUACUUUGUUGAAGAAUUCCUAUCGACGAGCCAACUUCAGUACUAUAAGAAAUGCAGUAAAAGAAUCCGUGUUCCAAUUUUACGGGCUGCUCUUAUGAACUAUCCUUGGAGUGGAGUCGGGGCACUUUGGGAAGUAUUGAAUCUAGGAUUCGAUGUGGUCUACAAUCCCUGUAGUGGGUGUGAGCAUUCAGGUGGGCAUUGCGGUUCUAACGUAGAGCGCUCUUAUGGCUGCCCAGGUAAAAAUAUGCUUGCUCUUUUCUCUUUUCACUUUCCUGGAUUAGGCUAUAGCAUACUUCUUGUUCUUGGUUUGGUUUUGAUGGUAUAUACAUAAUGUUCUCAGCUGUAGGCCUGUAAGGCAUAGUUGAUCCUUCUUCAAUUACUUCUUUUUGGGCAGUCGGCAUAGUUAAUACUACAGCAAUUGCAUACCAUUGUAAUGGUUUGUUUUCUUUUGGGGAAUGUGGGUCAAUCUAGUAGGCCAAUAACUUCAUCCUUUGUAUUUCUAAUAGACGUCUUACCAACAGACCAAUCACCCAUAGAAGAAGUGUGAGAGAUGCAAAUUCUAAUUAACCCACCUAUAUUGUCGCUUUUCCUAUCCCAAUCUGCAAAAAUUUGGCAUUCCUCUUCAUCUUUCUCAACAAAAUCUUAUAAAGAAAAAAUUGUAUAGUUACUCUUCCCCUAGAAUAG